CUGGCAGCCGGCAUUCUGACCUGGUACGCCGCCAGUGUCGGCUCGACGAUCGCUUGCGCUCAUACGCGACGUCGGAGUUCUACACUCGCACUCGUACACUUCCUUCUCUCUCCCUCUCGCUCGCACGGUGUGUGUGUGUGUGUGUGUGUGUUGGCCACACGCAUACGUACAUAUUCGCAAGAACCGACUGCCAGCACGGCGAGAGAGUAUCGCGGCGGCGGCGGCGGCGGCCGCGGGGAUCCAAGAAGAAGAAACAGUGUUGUGUCGACGGUUGUGUGAAGUAGCUCGGUAGCGAUAGCAAUAAUUAUUAUUGUUGCUACUACUACAAGUCGAGAACGCAGUGCUUGUGUGCCGUAUGUUGUAUAAUAGCCGCUAGCAGGACGGAUCCGAGCGAGUGUCGCUUAGGGGGGGCCACGUGCUGCUGCCGCUGUUCCAGAGUCGUACUCCGUGCGUAAGCUUCAGUCGGUGCGCAGCUCAACACGUGGUGCGUGCGUUCCCACAAAGGAGGCGCGAUGGACCUGCUGUGCUGCGAGACGACGGCGCCGGCCGAGUGUGUGGCCUACCCGGACCCGGCCCUCCUCGCCGACGACAGGAUGCUGCAGAACCUCCUCAGGAGCGAGGAGAGGUACGCGCCGUCGGCCUCCUACUUCGGCUGCGUCCAGAGGGACAUCUCGCCCAUCAUGCGCAAAGUCGUCGCCGAGUGGAUGCUCGAGGUAUGCGAGGAACAAAAGUGCCAGGAGGAGGUGUUUCCGCUGUCGAUGAACUACGUGGACAGGUUCCUCAGCAUCUGCCCGAUCAGGAAGUCGCAGCUCCAGCUACUCGGCACCGCCUGCCUGCUGCUCGCCUCGAAGCUUAGGGAGCCCAGGCCGCUGUCCGCGGACGUGCUCGUCUUCUACACCGACAACUCCAUCACGCACGACGAUCUCUGGAGGUGGGAGCAACUGGUCGUGUCGAAGCUCAAGUGGGACCUGUCGGCGGUGACGCCGGGCGACUUCCUCCUCUACAUCCUGGCGCGACUGCCCGUCGACCAGCGAUCCUGGGACUCGAGGAUGGUGCGCAGACACGCGCAGACGUUCAUCGCCCUCAGCGCCAGAGGACUACCUGCAGGGCUGUCUCGAGCAGAUCGAAGAGAUGGUGCGCAACGGCGGUGGCGGCUCAGUCUCCAGCCAGUCCGGCUACCCGAGCGAUGGAGUCUCGCCGAUGGGGGGGCACCAGAGGCCGCUGGGCGACCAGGACACGACGUCCCAGGAGAAGAUGAUGGAGCACGAGAAGGCGGGCACGCCGACCGACGUGAGGGACGUCCACUUUUGAGCGCCGAGCGGCCAGACAGCCAGGACGAGCAUCAGCAGCAGCAGCAGCAGCAGCAGUAGUCCGCUGCGCCCGGAGCACCGCAGCGACACGAGCUUCACUUACGCCUCCUGAUCAAUGAGAGAGCAAGACACACUCGCCACACGCAAACGAGGCGAAAUUAUCACGGCCCGUCGGAGCAGGUCCAGCGAGAGACCGCGAUUUUUUUUUAUUUUUCUUGGUCUGUACCACCGAGGAGAGCUUCGAUCUGUUUCUGCUCUUAUGUAGCGCAUUUUUACAGUUGGCUUUUUUCUGUACGACCGCCCUGUGCGUUUCGGCAAGUGCUUUUGUAUUCUUUUAUUUUUUUUGGUACCUUUUACGGAGUUUACUUGUACGUUUUUUUUUUACCCAACUUUUGAUUUGCCUUUUAUUUCGAUUUUUGUUUUCUUAUCGCCGCUAAACGUACAGAACUGCGAGCAUUUUGAUACAUUUAUUACGAGACGCGAUAGGCACGGCGAGCAGGAAAUUCGAUAACUUUUAUUGAAUCACCGACGAUUGUAAAAAUAUAACACAAACGAGCAGAAAGUUUAGUUUUUAAAUUUCAACCGUGAAAAUUCAAAUGUCCUUCGACGAUGGAAGAGCACGACUCAUUAUUUUUUUGCCUACCAGAUGUUUCAGUCGAGUUUUAUGAGAUCGCAUUUUUUAGUUCUUUUGAUCGAGCAUGUAAUAAGUAUUACGAGGAGAGGGUAAACGAAAAAGGAGGAAAACAUCGCCUCGAUGUAUCCUUUUUCGAAAACAUAAGAAUAAACAAAAAAAAACACGAAAAAGCGAAAAAAUAAAAUAAGCGACAAUAAUGUGCAAGCGAAAAAUGAACUGUUGUUAGGAGGCGUGCUGGGGGAAGGCAAUGCAAUACGCUUUACGCAUUAUUUAAGGGUACACUUAAUUGUUUUUUAACUGUCGUAAAAAAAAAAUAAUAAACAAACGAGCAAAGAAGCCGUUAACGACGUCGAUGUAUAACCGCUAUUCUUUGGAAUUGAUAGAGGAAAAAAUGCGAACACAAGAUUGCACAUAAAAACGAAAAAAUGCAAAUAGUCAUAUCGAGUCAUUUAGCGUUUGUAUAUAUUACGUUAUUGCUAUUAUCUUUACUACAAGUAAUAUUAUUUUUAUUAAUUAUUAAUACUAUUACACGUUACUACGAAUAAAUAAGCGAAUGUUGGAAAAUAUUAUGGCGCGACUGAACCAGCGAGAAUUGUUCUUUCGCUCUGUGAGAGCGCGGAAUUUUUUACGAUAAUGUUCAUUAAGUGCAUAUGCGAAUGUUUUCAAUUACGGAAAGACUAAAAAAAGAAUUGUAAAAGAAAGACAAUUGCGAAUGUAGAAGAGUAACCACGCUUAUUUCUACUCGGUUCCUAAAACGUAUAAGAGCGAAUGUGGAAGGAGCGUUAUGAAAAAAAUGUGUAGAUCGUGUGUAUGUUGAAAAAAAACAAAAGAUUUACGAUGUUACAAAAAAAAUAAUUAUUUAAUUUAAAAAAAAAGGUCAGUUAUAGAGAUGUAAGGAAAGUUUGUGAAUGUGUUUAAGACACAAGUAAUGCAUUUCUUUUGUAUUGUAUUUACGUAUUGUUUUUAGUUCAAAUUUCUUAACUCUUUCCUAGAAAAAUGUUCUGCAUGUAGUGGAUAAAAUUUUUCAUCGAUCCUAAUGACUUGCUCAAGUGCAUGAUGCCGAGUUGAGGUUUGAUAAAUCGCAUUACUGAUCUGUUUUAUACACUGUUUACAACUUUUUUAAUCACGCAAAAUCGAGAUUUUUUUGUCGUUUUCAAAAUAAAUAUGUGAUGUUUCACAUUUCUAUACAUAAUUUAAAAAACAUGUUUAGUUUUUUUAUAAUAUAUAUUAUGUGAAAUCGAGUGAAAAGUUUAAGGAAAGCAAAAGAGAUUGAAUGUUUUUUAUCAAGCGCUGUACAUAAAUAUUCAUAGAACGCGUAAGUUCAUAAGUUAGUUAAGUUUAAGGUAUUCGUAUUUUUUGUAGAUAGCGAAACCGAGAAUGAAAAAAAAUCGACGCUGUAUAUUUUUAAUAAGUCGAACUGAGCAAAUGAAUGGAAGCGCAUCAGUGUUUAAAGAACUGGUUAGUACUUAAAGAAAAGCUAGUGCAAGAAAGUAGACAAAUAGAAAUGAUGUUAACUGAUGGAAAAUAAACGGAGAGACAGUGAGCAGUUAAAAA
Messenger RNA from Nasonia vitripennis (jewel wasp), 3498 nucleotides. It is a transcript of the gene cycD, whose product is annotated as cyclin D. Bases 513 to 1370 code for a protein of 285 amino acids. Gene Ontology annotation, molecular function: cyclin-dependent protein serine/threonine kinase regulator activity. NCBI's taxonomy places the organism in Eukaryota, Metazoa, Arthropoda, Insecta, Hymenoptera, Pteromalidae. The transcript has 4 exons. Gene Ontology annotation, cellular component: cytoplasm; nucleus; cyclin-dependent protein kinase holoenzyme complex. The record is from RefSeq and is a predicted model, not a curated record. Gene Ontology annotation, biological process: mitotic cell cycle phase transition; positive regulation of G1/S transition of mitotic cell cycle; regulation of cyclin-dependent protein serine/threonine kinase activity.